AUGCACAUAUUAAAACUACCGUGGCUAGGUCAUAAAACUGAGAAUAAAGACAUUGAAUGUUAUGCCGUAUCCGUCAACCAAGAUGGUACAAGGCUAGCUCUGGGUGGUCUUGACGGCACCAUCAAAAUAUGGGACACUGCCACUAUAGAUUCAUUCGUAAAGAUGGCAACCACAGACACAAAAAAGUCCAAGCAAGAUCCAACACUCCCUGAUAAAUCUCUUCGACGACCAUUGUGUUCCAUGUCGAGACACAACGGGGUAGUUACGUCAGUCAAAUUCCUGCCUGAUGGACACUACUUGGCCCUGGGAUCCGAUGAUAAGAUCUGUCUUAUAUGGGAGCGUGAUGAAACACCCAGGAAACAGUUUGGAGUAGAGGAGCCCGAUUUGGAGCAUUGGACUGUGCGGAAAAGACUCGUGGCACACGAUAAUGAUAUCCAAGAUAUUUGCUGGUCUCCUGACGGGACAUUGCUCGUUACUGUCGGGUUAGAUCGACUGAUUAUCAUCUGGAACGGGAUCACGUUUGAACGUGUGAAGCGAUAUGACGUACAUCAGAGUAUGGUGAAGGGGAUCGUGUUUGAUCCAGCUAACAAGUUCUUUGCUACGGCGAGUGACGAUAGAACCGUGAGAAUAUUCAGAUAUUACAAGAAGUUGAACGAGUAUAACAAUUACGAAUUCCAGAUGGAGCAUAUCGUCACUGAUCCAUUCCGGAAAUCUCCCUUGACUUCCUAUUUUCGAAGAAUGAGUUGGUCUCCCGAUGGACAACACAUCGCCGUGCCUAAUGCCACGAAUGGCCCUGUUCCCAGUAUAGCCAUUAUUAAUAGAGGUAAUUGGGGUACAGAUGUGUCUCUUAUUGGACACGAGGCACCAGUGGAAGUGUGCUCUUUUUCCCCACGAUUGUUUCAAAUAGACAAGAAGGAAGAUUCAUUUCAGACUAUACUAGCUACAGGAGGGCAAGAUAGAACAUUAGCCGUAUGGAGCACUUGCAAUUCCCGCCCAUUAUUAGUAGCUCAAGAUAUAGUCGAUAGUAGUAUUACUGAUAUUUGUUGGGCGCCUCUGGGAGAAACGCUUUACUUUGGAUGUUUAGAUGGUCUGAUUACUGUGGUUGAAUUUGAAAAGGGUGAGUUGGGGGAUGUUGUCAGUGAUGAUGUAAUUGGUGCGCAAUUGACGAGAUAUGGUGCUGAUCGAGAAAGUAUGAUAUUUCCCGAGAGUGUUGAACAGUUGGUGCUAGAAGAAAAGACCAUUCCUGGACCAAAGAAGAAGGAUCCUACCCCAAUACAGAUAGCUUCGCCUGUUGUUAGCACUCCAGUUGUUGCCAAAGUGGCUACUCCAAUAGCACCUUCGAAAUCGGAUGACCAUGUGAAACUCCGUAAACAAACUGUAACAAUAACCAAAUCGGGAAAGAAAAGAGUUGCACCGUUGUUAGUGUCCGCCUCGUCUGCUCCCCCCACCAAUAUCCAACAACAAUGGCAACCACCGUCCAAACAACAAAAACAUAAGAUCCUGAAAGUAUCCCAAUCCAAUUACCUCUUGCCCAGACUAGGUCUUCAAACAUCAGUCUAUGGAACCAAACAACGAACCACGACGGCCCACGCCCCACAACAAGAAGUGGAAGACGAUAAUGACAUCGAUGACAUUGGCGACAAUGCCGCUGCCAAUGGAACUAGUGGAACCACCACAGUCUCAGAUGCAGCCCUUAAACGACAAAAGAAUAGGUAUAAGCGAAGAAUGAUGGAGAGACGAUACCCGCAUUCGUUCAAGUUUGUGUCUACCCUUCCCGAAAUGUUGUUCAACAAUCACAUGUUGGUCAAUGGCGAGAUCAAUCGGAUUUAUAAGCUGUACUCUAAGGAUUUGACUAGUGAUAUAUCCCUGGGCACUGCUGUUGAGAUUGAUGAGGAUUUGUUGUUUUCCGUGGUAUUUUCGCAUGUUGUUCACAUGCAACCAUCAAAUGACGUGCUUUCCCAGGAGGAAAAGGUGGUAAGUACAUCUGUUGAAGUGAGAAAUGGCAAGCCGUGGAAGUUGGAAGAUGAUGAGUUUGAAUAUAACGAUAAAGUGGACUUUGAUGAUCCUACUCGAGUGAUUGUAUACGACAAUACCGAUGCUACAAACCGGAAGUUUAACUUGUUCUUUCCGUAUAGAAUUCAACAUGUUUUACCAAUACUCGUUGGUGAUGAAUUAAAAUACUUUGUUGUUGCUUCUUGUCAAGGCACAAUCCAAAUCCUUAGUUCCACGGGCCGAUUUGUAUGUCCUAGUUUCGAAAUUGGGGAGACAAUCAUAUCAAUGAUGUACAGGAACACCUAUCUUGUUAUUCUCACCAGUCGAGGAUUAUUCUAUUCAUGGAAUCUCGAGCUGAUGAAGUUCCAACUCACACGUGUGUCAAUAGCACCGAUAUUAAACAUGGUUGAAAUAACGGGUGAAUCAGGGGAUUUGAGAAAACCGACCAGCUUUGUGCUUCCCGGAGUGAAAUGCAUUGAUGUAGAUCCUAGAAAUGGUACACCUCUAGUAGUUCUUGAACAAGGCUGGGAUGUGUUUGGAUACAAUUUGGACUUAAAGAGUUGGAUAAAGAUUAUAGACGGGUGGUACUUUUCUGCUAACGAAGAAGACAUUGAAAUAAAGGGUAAUGAAGACGAAUAUCACACUGUGCUUCUGCGAUUGGUUAACAAGUGUAAAUUGGCAUAUACCAAUGAGGUUCAAUUGCAGCGGGCCUACGCUUAUGAAUUGAACGAAUCAAGUGAACUCAUUCAAGUUAUGAAACAACGACAAUUGCAAACUAUAACUCUAGCGUUAGAAUAAUGUUUCAUUAUAUAUACAUAUACAUAUACUUAUAUAUAUCAGCAAUUAAAGAGACUUUUCUUCGACGAUUUUCUUUUCUGGUUUAGCUGGCUUGACCUUCUUACCAGCAAACGCAAACGAAAUCAAGAAAAGGACGUUGGAAAGAACCAGAUUGACGGCAUACAUCCAAAUAGUCAAUCCUACCGCACCAGCCGGAAGGAAAGGCAACAGCAAUACCCGUUCAAUGUACCAGGGGAAAAUUCCGGAACUAAAGUAGAAUAAAUGAGUCUUACGGCUAAAGAUUCUAAAGAACCACAAUGGAAGUGUGGUGGACAACAUGAUCAACCUUCCCGUCAACUUAUCUAUGCUGGCCCUACUUUGAGAGAUGUCCUCAGUCAAUGAGGCGAUAUCUGCAGUGAGUUUAUCGCACUUUCUAUUGAGCUUAGUCCAUUUUGCAUAUUCAUCUUGAGCACUUAUAGUACGUUUCUCCUUGUUGAGCUGGUGCAAUUGUUCUUUAGCCUGGGCAAGUUGUGUAAAUUGGGAUGAGAAGUUGAGUUUGGUACCAUAGUGGAUAUAUCCCAACCAUAAGAAUUCCUGGAUUGUUGAUUUUCCAAUUUGUUUGAUAAUCUGCUGGGUAAGUAGAAUGACAAACACUGAGACAACAACAGUGUAUGGAUCAAUGUCUAACGUAAGCAUUACUGUAAAGGAAAGUCAGUCACUGUUUUGAGGGUGAAACGGUGCUGUCCUGUUUUACAAACCAACCAACAACAAAAAAAAA
Messenger RNA from Spathaspora passalidarum NRRL Y-27907, 3547 nucleotides. It is a transcript of the gene HIR1, whose product is annotated as Hir1p. Gene Ontology annotation, molecular function: protein binding; nucleosome binding. NCBI's taxonomy places the organism in Eukaryota, Fungi, Ascomycota, Pichiomycetes, Serinales, Debaryomycetaceae. Bases 1 to 2790 code for a protein of 929 amino acids. Gene Ontology annotation, cellular component: nucleus; HIR complex. Gene Ontology annotation, biological process: DNA-templated transcription; regulation of DNA-templated transcription; chromatin remodeling. The transcript has 2 exons. The record is from RefSeq and is a predicted model, not a curated record.